UGCUCCCGGUGGAAACGACAGGCUGUGGUCUAUCUUGGGUUAGUUAUAAAAAAAUCUUUGCUACAGUGUCGUGGUGAAUAAAAUGGGAAUCUCAUUUGUUGUCUCUGCAAAGAGGGCGUUUCGGGAAUGAAGUAAUCUCGCGUAGGGUAUGGAAUAUAGAUCAUUGAUACUGUACUGUUUGUCUAGUCAAUAUUUUCACAAGUAGAUAGCCUAUUGAAAAUGUCAGCAUAGCCAUUUGAUGGUCUCUCUAUUCGAAUAACCGAGUCGAUGCAAAGACUUGUUAGGCGGGUCGUUGUCGGGGAAAAUGACAGGGGGGACUAAAACAGGGAGGAAUGGCAGCUAACCUUGCUAAUGGGAGUGUACUGUACGGGUAGACAUUUCACAAUGUAAGUGUAUCAAACAAAAUCAGUAGGUGGCCAUUGUAGCCAAGUUGUUUGAGCGCAUGUAGUGCACGGUUAUAAUGCUUACAUUGUAUCAGCAUCCAGAGUGUAGAUUUGCUGCAAGGCAAGCGUUUCCCUUUUUUUGUGUGGCUAUCCGUGGUGGAUAAUGAUGGUGGCUGGGACUCUGAUCACACACUGUUACUGCUACACUGCUCGAGUAGGCUACAAUGUUGCACUGCUGMGCUAAAUCAAACAGAAUCAAGAAAUUCAUAUUACCAUUGGAUUAACACACGGGCUAAUCCUGUGUUCAUAAGGUACUGAUCAGCGAGGUCUGCUGCAAUUAUGGAUGAUCAUCAUCAUCACCAUCAUCACCAUCAUCAACUUCAUCAUCACACACAGGGAAGCAUGUCACCAUCAUAUGUUCCAAGGAAGAGGAAGGCUUCACAGCCAAAACAAAAAAGUGGUGUUCCAAUACCAGCUAUCCAGAGGAUGUCAGAUAUGAGUGUGAUGAGUAUGAUUGGUGCUCCACCUAAGAAUGAUGACCCUCAUGCCCAGGUGACUCAAAAAAUGAAAAGAACAUAUGGCAGAAAAAGGUAUGAGGAUCUGCAGAAUGUCUCCCUGGGCUCUGGUGUGGAGGAUUCAACCAGCGAGACGUCCUGCUGCUCCGUGGUGUCUUCCAGCCUAGCUGUAGCCAACGGGGAGCUGCCUCCCCCUCCACCUCCCUCUGCCAGACUGCCUCACAGGCUGGUGGCUAAAGACUGUUGGCCCAACCAGGCUCCAGACACAGGCAGGGCCCAGGGCCGGGGUCAGGAACCACCUCCACCCUCCGAUUUUGCCAUGAAGAAAAUGCGGAGAGUGGAGGUGGACAACGGAGCACCUUCUGUUACAAAUUUCCCUCCGGAAGUGAGACACACAGUUCCAGUUCCUGUUGGAGGUGGACAUGUCCAUAGCCAUGUCCAAAGUGGUCACUCGGUCGGAGGUGGACAUGUCCAUAGCCAUGUCCAUAGUGGUCACUCAGUCGGAGGUGGACAUGUCCAUAGCCAUGUCCAAAGUGGUCACUCAGUCGGAGGUGGACAUGUCCAUAGCCAUGUCCAAAGUGGUCACUCGGUUGGAGGUGGACAUGUCCAUAGCCAUGUCCAAAGUGGUCACUCGGUUGGAGGUGGACAUGUCCAUAGCCAUGUCCAAAGUGGUCACUUGCAUGGAGGUGGACAUGUACAUAGCCAUGUCCAAAGUGGUCACUCGGUUGGAGGUGGACAUGUCCAUAGCCACAUCCACAGCGGUCACUUGCAUGGAGGUGGACAUGUCCAUAGCUAUGUCCAAAGCGAUCACUCGGUUGGAGGUGGACAUGUCCAAAGCGGUCACUCGAUUGGAGGUGGACAUGUCCAGUGCAAUCACUCAAUUGGAUGUGGACAUCUCCAGAGCAGUUACCCUAUUGGAGGUGGACUUGUCCAGAGCAGUUACUCUGUUGUAGGUGGACAUGUCCAUAGCAGUCACUCUAUUGGAGGUGUAGCUAUCCAGAGCAGUCACAGUCACCCAGCAGAGCCGUCCGAGGAAGAGAAAUCUAAAGUCUUCACCUUCACAACCAAGAAAGAACCUCCUGUCUACCCCCCAGGAAGUCAAGAGGAGAGGUGGCAGCUGAUGAUCCUGGGGAAAGGGCGAGUCACCUGCCCCAAGUGUAAAAGUGUGAGCAGGAAGACUGUGGAGGGACUGAAGAAACAUAUGGAGAACUGCCGAGUGAAUCCCUUCACGUGUCAGCAAUGUGGGAAACAACUGAAAUCUUCCACUGGAAUGAAGUACCACAUCAUGGCAGACCACAAUAACCUGCCCUCGCCAGAUGACAUAAAUGGCCUGGAUGACCAGUCCAUGAAGGAAAAACUGAGGAAAGUGCUGAAACGGAUGGGCAAAUUAAAAUGCUCUAAAGAGGGCUGCACUGGUAGUUUCACCAGCAUCAUGGGUUACCUGUACCACAUGAAGAAGUGUGGGAAGGAGGAGUCUGAGCUGGAGAAGCUGCUUCUCAACUGCCAACACUGUGGCAAGGUCUACAAGUCUAAGGCAGGCCUGGAGUACCACCUCAAGUCAGAGCACGCACCAGUGCCCCAGAAUGCGGAGGAGGAUGAGGUGAAGGCCCAGAGAGAGCCCAACCCUGAGAGGACGCCCAGCGGCCGGGUCAAACGCAUGUCAGCCCAGGUGGCUGUUUUCCACCUACAAGAGAUUGCUAAUGACGAGCUGGCUAAGGAGUGGCCCAAGAGGAAGGUCAUCGGGGACCUGGUCCCCGACGAUAAGAAGCUGAGAUAUGCACGCCCAGGGCUGCCUGCCUUCAGUCAGGAGGUCCUUCGGAAGUGGAAAAAUGAAGUGAAGCUGCAAAAGAAAGUGCAGUGCCCAAACCUGGGCUGUGUCUCGGUCUACACCAGCGUGUCUGGACUGAAGGCUCACCUUGGGCUCUGCGGAAGGGGGGACUUUGAAGCAGGGAAAUAUAAAUGCCUAAUCUGUAAGAAAGAGUUCAACUCUGAGAGUGGGGUGAAGUACCACAUCAACUCUGUCCACUCCCAGGACUGGUUUGCGGUGACCUCAAAAUCCAAGAACUUUAAGGUUCUGAAGGCCAAGGCCAAGGAGAACAGCACCGUGGACGACCCCAUUGUCCAGCACAAGACCCUCCAUGUCUUCACCCCUGUCCUGGAGCCCUGGCAGGACAUGCAGAUGGGACCUCCACCAACGGUGCCCGAGCCAGCCCUGCAGGUCAACCCUGAGGCCGCAGAGGGAAAGAGGAGGGGGAAGGGUAGAGGGAAGGAGAAGGACUGCUAUGACUUCACUGGCAGUGAYCACUCCAGCAGUAGCAGCAGCGGUAGCUCCAGCAGUGAAUCAGAGACAGAGGAGCUUGAUGGCCAGAGACACGACGUUGACCAAUGGGCACUGCAGAGACCCAGUAUCAUCGAGACCCACCCCGAUGUCGCCAAGCAACCCAGAAGCAACCCCUAGUUCGUCCGAUCACCUGACUUCAGAUUAGGGGUCUGUUCAGGAGGGUGCAACGUUACAGAACAUUCAAAUAGAAAUGCAUUGUGCAUUGGUUCUGGGAUGUGUAGUCUGUGUGUUUCAACUGUAACUAUGAGGUCAUCUUAGCCAACAUUUAAUGUGCUUUAUUAUUUUAAGUUUGAUAACUCUUGUUUUGUUUUCUGACAUGCUUACUUAGACUAAUCUUUUAACCCCUAUUCUGACAAGUGCUUAUGUGUUGGCUUGUGCUCCUCGAUUCAGACUGUGCCUAGUGUAUGGAUCUAUUAUUUCAUACAACUCCUUUAUUAUACCUUACAUGUUAUCAGACCUCUUCUUUACAAUGCAUAUUUAACCAAUAGCAUGUGGUGUUAAUGUAGUGUGAAUUUUAUAUAUUGGAUAGUGAUAUGAUAACACAGGAUACAUUUGAGAUACAGUGGUUGUCGGUUAUAGUUGUCAGUGAUGUUUUUUAACGCUGCAUUGUUUGUUGAUGUACACUGUCCAGAUGGAAAUAGGUGCAGUUGUCAUUUCAUUUACUUCCUGUGUGGCCCUGUACUGUUUCUGCAGAUGUAUGAAUGUAUUUUGUUUACUCUUCUGUUGAUAUUUCUGUCAGUGCACUUCUGUUCAAACUAGGUUUUGAGUAGAUUCAUAUCUAUUUUAUUUAGUAUUGAAUAAUGAACUGGCCCUUGGACAUUUUUAAGUGAUCCCUCACACAUGAUGUUAACGAUAGGUUUUCUCUAUUUGAUGCCUUUUAAAAUCGACUAAGAUAAGUUAGACAACCAAUGUCUUUCUGUUCAAAGGUUCAGCUCAGGUCCAUGAUUCCUGUGACCAAAACAAGAGGCAUUACGCAUGCACUUUUAUAUUGAAUGAAAUGAAGUGCUCAGUUUAACGAUAGGCAUUCCCAUAACCCAACCUUGUGAAGGGUGACAAGUGUGCCCUAAUUUGUUGUCUGGCAUUAGACUGCUUCUUGAGAUUGUGUUCAGUCUUCACUGUUUUGAAUCAACUGUUGUUUGUCAAAAAUGAAAAAUAUUACACUUCAAUUCCACAUUUGUGUACAUUUCUAUUAAUGGAAAAUCUAUUGUUUCAAGUUUUAGAAAACAAAAUGCAUUAUACCUUCUUUUUUUAAAGUACUGUAGGCCUAAUUCGCUGCUAUUUUUAACUACCAGGAGUGUUCGCUAUAUCAACAGGUGAAAUAAAAUAUUAACAUAAUGCUA
Molecule: messenger RNA, 4579 nt
Organism: Salvelinus sp. IW2-2015
Lineage: Eukaryota; Metazoa; Chordata; Actinopteri; Salmoniformes; Salmonidae
Product: zinc finger protein 512
Molecular function (GO): zinc ion binding
Source: RefSeq, a predicted model, not a curated record